Penicillium argentinense is the source of this 990-nucleotide messenger RNA. RefSeq names its product intradiol ring-cleavage dioxygenase. Gene Ontology annotation, biological process: catechol-containing compound metabolic process. The record is from RefSeq and is a predicted model, not a curated record. NCBI's taxonomy places the organism in Eukaryota, Fungi, Ascomycota, Eurotiomycetes, Eurotiales, Aspergillaceae. The transcript is spliced from 2 exons. The coding region runs from base 1 to 990 and encodes 329 amino acids. Gene Ontology annotation, molecular function: catechol 1,2-dioxygenase activity; ferric iron binding.
AUGGAUCCCUCCCUCGUCAAGAUCCCGCCAAUGAAAGACCUCACGGCGGAGAAUAUCACGGAGAAUGUGAUCACGAUCAAUUCGCUUUGCGAGGACGCGCGCAUGAAAUACGUCCUCGAGCGCCUCGUCACACACCUGCACGACUUCGCCCGCGAAACCCGACUGAGCAGCGACGAAUGGAUGACCGGCCUCCGCUUCCUCACGGAAGUCGGCCAGAUCUGCACAGACGUCCGGCAGGAAUUCAUCCUGCUGUCCGACGUCCUGGGCCUCUCCAUCCUCGUCGACAGCAUCGACCACCCCAAACCCCGCGGUUCCACCGAGGGUACCGUGCUGGGCCCCUUCCACACGCACGACGCGGAGGAAAUGCCCGCCGGUGACUCCAUGUCGCACGAUCCCAAGGGCGAGCCGUUGCUGGUCGUUUGUACUUUGCGCGAUACCGAGGGUCGGCCCAUUGAGGGGGUGAAGAUAGAUAUCUGGGAGACGGAUUCAUCAGGCCACUAUGAUGUGCAGUAUGCUGGGCGGGAGGGGCCCGAUGGGCGCUGUAUUAUGCGCUCGGAUAAAGAGGGGAUUUUCUGGUUUAAGGCGAUUACUCCAGUGCCGUAUCCGAUCCCUCAUGAUGGACCGGUUGGCCGGUUGUUGAAGAAGUUGCAUCGUCACCCGUAUCGGCCGUCGCAUAUGCAUUUCAUGUUUGAGAAGGAGGGUUACGACCAUUUGAUUACUGCCCUCUACCUCCGCAAUGACCCCUACGAAACCUCCGACGCGGUCUUCGGUGUCAAGGACUCGUUGACAGUCGACAUCGGCAAGGUUGGUCCCGAGUUCGCCAAAAAGUACGGUGUACCAGAGGGCCAGGCUCUGCUCACCUAUGACUUUGUCCUCGUCUCCGAUGCAGAGACAAGUAAGCUCCGUGCAUACAACUCCAAGGUCGCCUUGGACAAAUUGGGCCGGAAGGUCAAGAUUGUGAAUGGGUUGCCCAUUCCUGACCUCGAUUAA